AUGGACAAUGAAUUAAUAGAUAUACCAAUUGAUUAUGAUGAACCAAAGUUAGAAUCAUAAGAAUCAUAUUAAGGAUCAUAAGAAGCAGUGUCUCAAAUUAUAUCUGCAACUCCCACUAGAAAUCAAAGUGAAAUCAAUUAAAAGUAAAGCAUUCAUACAAUCACUUUUCAUUUAACUGAGUAAGUCUAAUAAAGUUACACAUAAUAUUAUGAAAAUAUUUCAUAUGUCUUAUGGAGUUAAAUUAAUGAUGAACCGGCUUAAACGGUAAAUCGUAAAUAUACUCAUUUUGAAUGGCUUAAUGGAGCAUUAAAACGAGAGUUUCCAGGAUUACUUAUUCCAGCUAUUCCACCAAAAAGUGUUUUAGCAAAAAUUAAUUUAACUGAACAUACAACUUUAGUUAGAGAGAAACGAUAUAAAGUAUAAUUAUGAUAAUUGAUUUUAGCAAUUAGAAGAAUUUUUAAACAAAAUAAAAGAUCAUCCUUAAUUGUAAGUUAGUAAUAAAUUUCAAAUAUUUCUUACAGGAUCUUCAGAAGUAUAAUUUAUUAUAUUUAUUCAGAUUAUGUAAUAAGAACUCUUAGAAUUAUCCUAAUAUCAAACUUAUGCUCAUUAAUUAGGAUCAGCUAUUGCAAAUGCUGGAUCAAAAGCUUAUGAUAUUGCCAAAGGAUCUUUUAAUUAUUUAAGUAGUUUUAUCUACACUGGAUAAUAGAAUUCUCAAAAAUAAUUGUAAUAUCCUGAAUUAGAAAUUUAAUAAGACAUAAAAGAAUUUUUUGAAAGUUGGGAAGAUGUAUAUUAUAUAUAAGUAAGCUAUUUAGUUAUUGAUUGAAGAAUAAUAAAAAGUUAAAAGAAUAUUUGAAUAAUACUAAAAUAUUGUCAAUAUUAAAUAAGAAUAAAAUGAAGAUACUAAGAAAGUGAUAAGUUCUUUGAAGGAACUUGAUCUCUCUUCAUUGGAGAAGGAUAUUAAUAAAACUGAAGCAAGUUGUUACCUUAAUGAAAGCAUCUUAAAUGAAAUUAAGUUGAGUGUCAUCUUCAAAUUAGAGGUUAGUAUUUUAUUUUUAAAUAGCUCUGCAUACUAGAUUUAGAUGAAGCUAUUGGAACAAUUAAGAGAAGAUCUGAAUUGAUAUAUCAAAUUUAAUAAUAAAUCAAAAUGCACAAUCAAAUUGAAUCUUUUAAUGGUAUUAUGAUUUAUUAAUUCAAGAAAAAAUAUAAUAUAAAGAAUAAAUUAGAGAAAAUUAAAAAUUACUUAAAAUAAUUGAAACUAAUUUUUAGACUGAUAUUAAGAUAUUUGCAAAUUGGCUUAACAAAUAUUUAGAAUAAUUGAUUAGAUAUUACAAUGAAUAGUUUUAAAAAUUAUAUAGAGAAUAAAACAAAAAUUGGAAUGAUUGA
Molecule: messenger RNA, 1383 nt
Organism: Paramecium primaurelia
Lineage: Eukaryota; Ciliophora; Oligohymenophorea; Peniculida; Parameciidae
Source: the annotation of a GenBank genome assembly